ACUUCAGUUGAUUUGUAUACAAAAAUGCCAAAGUGACAUUAAAUGUCUGAGUGAAUAUUUUUUUUAAAAAGUAACAAUUAUUAUUGUAUAAAGUGUCUUAAUAAAAAGAUCCAACAUGGAUAACGAUAAAAAUACUAUGCUGGCUAUGCUACAGCUUCUUAGAAAGUAUAAUUUCAAAAAUACUGAAGAUUUGUUUAGAAAAGAGGCGAAUUUAAGUGAUGUUCAUGUCGAAGAAAACCAACAGACUGAUUCGGAAGUAAGCAAUGUUUUAUCUGCUUAUAAAAGUGAAGGUGAUCCUGCACUUUAUGAAAAAUCUUACAGUGAAUUAAAACUAUUCGUCGAGGGUUCUUUGGAUAUCUAUAAGCACGAAUUAGGCACAAUUUUAUAUCCAGUUUUGGUUCACAUGUAUUUGGAAUUGGUGUACAAUAAUCAUUCUGAGCAAGCUAAGGAGAUAUUGGAGAAAUAUAGUGAGAAUUUGGAGGAUUAUUAUCAGGCCGAUUUGAAGCGAUUGUCGAAUGUGACAAAACGAGAACAAAUGGAUGGAAAUGAACUGAUUGAUACAUUCAAAUCAAAUCAAUUUAUAAUAAGAAUGUCAAGGGAUACGCUAUCAAUGCUAAAACGUCACUUACAAGAAAAAAAGUGUAAUAGCUUGUUAAAUAUCAUUAAUGAGCGACUUUAUUUCGAUAUGUACGAAGGCGUUGCUAGAAAUAAGCAACAAAUCGAAGCCACGUCGGGUGCAACUUUAGGAGAAGCGACAAGACAAGACAAUAAGGCAAAAGUUUAUUACGGACUUCUAAAGGAGCCCGAGAUCCAGUGUGUGAAUCCUCCUGAGGAAGAGGAAGAAGACACGGGAGGUGGUGAAGGUGACAAACCGAAGAAGAAAAAACCGAAGAAAGAUCCUCUUUUCUCGAAGAAAACAAAAUCCGAUCCAAACGCACCGCCUGUUGGGAGAAUGCCUUUGCCAAAUUUAAAAGACGCGGAUAAAAUGGAGAAAAUUAAAGCUCUCAGAGAAGCAACGAAACGUGUUCAACUUGGUCCUGAAAGUUUACCUUCGAUUUGCUUCUACACACUCUUAAAUGUAGUUCACAGUGUUACGGCCGUAGAGAUUUCAGAAGAUUCCACUUUAUUGGGAGUUGGUUUUAGCGAUUCGGUUAUAAAAGUUUGGAGUCUCCUUCCUCAAAAAUUGAAAGGAAUGAAAAAUACUGAACAGCUCGCUGAAAUUGUGACAGAAGCUGAUGAUGUUUUGGUAAGAAUGAUGGAUGAGAGAACAUCAGAAUCGGUGAAGCUUCUACAUGGACACAGUGGACCAGUUAAUUGUUUAUCAUUUAGUCCUGACAAAAAUCUCUUAUUAUCCUGUUCUGAAGAUACAACAGUGAGAUUGUGGUCUCUUCAUACAUGGACGUGUGUUGUCUGCUACAAGGGUCAUUUAUUUCCAGUUUGGUAUGUGAAAUUUUCUCCCCACGGUCAUUAUUUUGCGACAGCGAGUCACGACAAAACGGCGAGACUUUGGUCAUCCGAUAGUCCUCAACCUCUUCGAAUAUUUGCCGGCCACUAUUCGGAUGUUGAUGUUGUUCAAUUUCAUCCGAAUUCAAAUUACGUGGCCACGGGUUCAAGUGAUAUGACUGUUCGUUUAUGGGACUGCGUUUCAGGCAGUCAAGUGAGAUUAAUGACCGGUCAUAAGGCUCCAAUUUACGUUUUUGCAUUUUCUAUGGAGGGACGAUUUUUGGCGUCUGCAGGUGCAGAUCAUCGUGUGCUGGUUUGGGAUCUUGCACAUGGACAUUUAGUAGCUGCAUUAUCGGGACACUCUAGCAUUAUUCAAUGCCUUUCAUUUAGUAGAGACGGAACUCUUCUUGUCUCAGGUGGUUUGGAUUGUACCAUAAAAUUAUGGGACUUUACGAAAUUGGCAGAGGAAAUGAGUUUGGAAGAUGUGAACGUAUCUCAUAAUCCUGAUGUGAGGACAAACGCCGAAUCCUAUCUUUUGAGAACAUUCUCAACAAAAAAUUCAUCAAUUCUAGCUCUUCAUUUUACAAGAAGAAAUCUUCUUUAUGGCGUCGGUAUGUUCGAGUCCUCCUAACAAUAGCGAAAUUUAUUUAAAGAAAAUAAAAUUAAUAUCAUUCGUAUGAACUUGUACAAACUCAUAUUUUGUAUUUGUAUCAUAAAAGUUGUUCAUAAUAAAAAUUUUAAUAUUAGUAA
Messenger RNA from Leptopilina heterotoma, 2193 nucleotides. RefSeq names its product transcription initiation factor TFIID subunit 5 (gene Taf5). Gene Ontology annotation, biological process: transcription initiation at RNA polymerase II promoter. The transcript has 11 exons. The coding region runs from base 116 to 2074 and encodes 652 amino acids. Gene Ontology annotation, molecular function: protein binding; RNA polymerase II general transcription initiation factor activity. The record is from RefSeq and is a predicted model, not a curated record. NCBI's taxonomy places the organism in Eukaryota, Metazoa, Arthropoda, Insecta, Hymenoptera, Figitidae. Gene Ontology annotation, cellular component: transcription factor TFIID complex.